This is a messenger RNA of Pyrus x bretschneideri (Chinese white pear), 1450 nucleotides long. RefSeq names its product protein SODIUM POTASSIUM ROOT DEFECTIVE 2. Lineage: Eukaryota; Viridiplantae; Streptophyta; Magnoliopsida; Rosales; Rosaceae. Gene Ontology annotation, molecular function: metal ion binding. Bases 17 to 766 code for a protein of 249 amino acids. The record is from RefSeq and is a predicted model, not a curated record. The transcript is spliced from 4 exons.
UAUUCUCCAGUUAGCCAUGAAAGGAAUGGAUAUUUUCUGUGCAUCUCCAGCUUCAACAGCCAUUUGCUUUAGCCAGGACCAACGUGCUAUGGUCCGCCAAGGCCCCGGGCCCCUUGACCAUCGUCAUCACUAUCAUCUUCGUGAUCGCGAUCAACUGAAAAACCAACCUCAUCAUCAAACUCACCAUGCCCCUUGCUCAUCUCAGUUACCUAUCGAUCCCAAACCGUUUUACGAAAAAUGUAGAAAGAGUUUUUCUAGUGCACAAAGUCAGCCACGCAGAAAAAGCUCUGCUGACAUACGUGACUCAACAAGGACUAACAGUACCAACGGCUCUUCUUCUUCUCGGUUUCUCUUAAGUGACUCGCCCUUCAUCGACUGGAUACCGAAGCCCGAUCAUAAGAAUCUCUCGGCUGCGUUUGUUCCUCCUCAAGUACCCUCUAAGCCUGGAGGCUUGAUGAGCUCAAAUGGUCAUUCUAAUACUGAUUUGAAGUCUUCUUCUACUCGUUUUCGUCACCAGGUUGUUGCUUUGAGGGUCUCAAUGCACUGCAAGGGUUGUGAAGGACAAGUGAGAAAGCACCUCUCUAAAAUGGAAGGAGUCACUUCAUUUAGCAUAGAUUUCCCGACAAAGAAAGUCACGGUGAUGGGGGACGUGACCCCAUCGGCUGUGCUCUCAAGCGUAUCCAAGGUGAAGAAAGCCCAGCUCUGGCCUUCUCCAACAUCAUCAUCACCCUCAUCACCAUCGGUGGUCAGCAUGAACCACUCAUGAACCCUAAAUUAAUUAAAUUACCAGGGAAAGCAUGCAUUGCACAUAUUGUCAGAGAAUUAAAGUUACUGAAUUAAACCUACCAGUGUCAAACCUUUAUAUCCGAUCACUCGGAACAAAUUAGUUAUACCACGCUAUCGUUUUCCAUGCACAUAUUUUUGAGAAAUCACACAAGUUAUACAACACCAUCGUAUAUUCAGGUAUCACGUAAUAUUUCCCAUCAAUUGACUUCCGGGAACAUAUAUUUGACAUUUGAGCAUCCUACGCAUUUGAUGCGGUAGUAGGUAGCAAGUGUGGCAAAAUAUAUAACAACAACGUGAAACAUACAAACAAGAGUGCGUCCUGACAAUGUUCAGAAAAAGAGAAAUGCAUGCGUUGUCAAUGUGGUCGGCACUCAAGGACAUCUUAUUGCUUGGGACAAGAAGCACUUUUCCUUUCUUCUUUCUCCUUUCUUCUCCUAUCCUCUGGAUUGUACCAUAAGUAACGGUAAGUGGUCAAAUAAAUGGUCAGUAUUUGUAUGCUAGUAAUGAAUCUUAGCUCUCUAACAAGAUUUUCAUAAUUUAAAGCCACCACUUGUUUCCGAUCACUCAAUACUACUGUCUGGUGAUAUUUCUCUUCAUUUGUACGUAAGAGGUCUUAGGUUCGAAUCUUGUGGAUGACGAAUUCAAUACCAAAUUAGGUUGCCCA